UUAAAAAAACGGUAGCACUUUUUGAGCGCUCCUAAUGUUGCCACUAAAUGAGCGUGUAGUUGCGUGGGGCGACGCGUAGUAAAGCGCGGCGCAGGUGUGCAGACAGGAGCCCACACACUGAGCUGCGUGCGCGGGGGGCGAAGGAGCCUCCUGAGCGCAUCACAGGAAGGACAAAACCUGUCCGCCCCACGCAGCCGCGCGACACACUCCUUUCGCGCACUUUCCCGCCUCAGCCUUUUCGGUAAAAAAAAAAAAAGAAAAAAAAAAGAGGGCACGAAGCGCGUCCACAUCUCCACACGGGCGAUGCGCGGAGGCGACCGCGGCCGAGCGAGCGGCACCGCGGCGGGACGGGCAUGAGGAUGGACCCCGGGGAGGUGCUGGUGUUCGGGCUGGUGCUCGUCAUCAUCGUCGUGUCGCUGCUGUCCAACGUGCUGGUGCUCGUCUGCUUCCUGUACAGCCCGGAGAUCCGCAAGCAAGCUCCGGGGCUCUUCAGCCUCAACCUCACCUUCUGCAACCUGUUGCUGACGGUGGCCAACAUGCCGCUUACCUUGGCGGCGCUGGUCAGCCGCGCGCAGCCGGGCGGCGACGCCUUGUGCCAGGCGGCGGGCUUCCUGGAGACCUUCCUGUCCACCAACUCCAUGCUGAGCAUGGCGGCGCUGAGCAUCGACCGCUGGGUGGCGGUGGUCUUCCCGCUGCGCUACCACUCCAAGGUGCGCCACAAGGACGCCGCCCUGGUGCUGGGCUACACCUGGGCGCACUCCGCCUCCUUCUCCACGGCCGCCGCCUGCCUCUCCUUCCUGGGCUACCAGCGCCUCUACGCCUCCUGCACGCUGGCGCACCCCAAGGCGGGCGGCCGGACGCAGUUCGUCGUCUUCACGGUGUUCUUCCACUCCUUCACCUUCUUGCUCUCCUUCGUCGUGCUGUGCGUCACUUACCUCAAAGUGCUCAAGGUGGCCCGCUUCCACUGCAGGAGGAUCGACGUCAUCACCAUGCAGACCUUGGUGCUGCUGGUGGACAUCCACCCCAGCGUUCGCCAGCGCUGCUUGGAGGAACAAAGGCGACGCCGCCAAAGAGCCACCAGGAAGAUCAGCACCUUUAUCGGAACCUUCAUGCUCUGCUUCGCUCCGUAUGUCAUCACCAGGAUCGUGGAGUUGUUCCCGUGGGUGCCCAUCAGCCCUCACUGGGGGGCCAUGACCAAGUGUCUGGCCUACAGCAAGGCGGCGUGCGACCCCUUCGUGUACUCGCUGCUGCGCCAUCAGUACAGGAAGACGUGCGCCGACAUCGUCAACCGGCUGCUCAAGCGCCGCUCCUUGAACGCGGCGGCGCGCGGGUUCGAGAGCCAAGGCAGCAGCAUACCCAGAGUUGAGUGACGGGACUAAAGCGUGUGUGCUUUUUGGGAAAUAUGUUUUAUGGACAAGGAGGACAUUUAUGGACAUCCUCAUGCAGUCACAAUGGUAGCUGGGACUGUAUUUUACAGUACUACUAGUAUUUAUUUAUUUAUUUAUGUCUCAAAGAGUCUUGGUUUGUUGGCGCAGUAAAAUGUAGCACUGAAAGCUGCAGGGCAUCUUUAUCCAAAUUACCGUAAAUACUCUAAUAAUAGCCCAGCUGUUUUUUUUUUUAUAUACCUGAACCACAAACAGAAUUAUUAUAAGCAGAAAUGUGUUUUUUUUUAACGUUUUUGUUUUCUUCGCAAUGUGUCGACUUUAUUCUCAUGACAUGUCAACCUCGGUUCUUACAGCUAACAUAAAUAUAUAUAUAUUUUUAAUGUGUUAUAUUACAUUUUAUUACAUUACUAAUAUAUAAUAUUAUAUUUUGACUUUAGUCCCAUAAAAUGCAGCUUUUUUUCUUGGAUCGUCAACUCAAUUCUCAUAAUUAUUUGCCCGUAU
Molecule: messenger RNA, 1886 nt
Organism: Entelurus aequoreus (snake pipefish)
Lineage: Eukaryota; Metazoa; Chordata; Actinopteri; Syngnathiformes; Syngnathidae
Product: G-protein coupled receptor 26-like
Exons: 3
Coding region: 354-1370 (338 amino acids)
Biological process (GO): adenylate cyclase-activating G protein-coupled receptor signaling pathway
Cellular component (GO): membrane
Molecular function (GO): G protein-coupled receptor activity
Source: RefSeq, a predicted model, not a curated record